Molecule: messenger RNA, 2880 nt
Organism: Tripterygium wilfordii
Lineage: Eukaryota; Viridiplantae; Streptophyta; Magnoliopsida; Celastrales; Celastraceae
Product: probable xyloglucan glycosyltransferase 12
Exons: 5
Coding region: 320-2434 (704 amino acids)
Cellular component (GO): Golgi apparatus
Molecular function (GO): glycosyltransferase activity
Source: RefSeq, a predicted model, not a curated record
AAUUGUAUGGGAGCUUCUUUGGACUAUUCUCAUAGGUCAUCCUUCUCUCUCUAACAAUUCAUACCAAUUUUCUCUCUCUAAAACAGUGUGUUUUUGUUGUUCAUAUAAGUUGAAUCUCCAUCUGUGACCUUGAUAUAGAGAGACUCCUCAAUUUGCUUCUUCUUCCACGCGUCUCGUUCUCCAAUCUCUCUUAUUUAUGUCAUAAUGAGAUCAGAUUCAUAGUCUCUUAUUCACAUUUUUCUUGUUGGGUUUUGUAUUUUUUUUUGCUGUUAAAUUCGUCGUUUGGGUUUUUGAGAUCAGAAAAAAAAAAUUAGCAACAAUGACACCCUCCUUUCAGUGGUGGGGGAAGGAGAGUCACAGAGGCACGCCUGUGGUGGUCAAGAUGGAGAACCCCAACUGGUCAAUGGUGGAGUUAGAGGGUCCGACGGAGGAAGAUUUCAUCCUCGAUGACUCGCCGAGUCACGGUCCCCGAGACAGGAAACCCAGAGGCAAGAACGCGAAGCAGCUCACUUGGGUUCUCCUCCUCAAAGCUCACAGAGCCGCCGGUUGUUUAACCUCCAUUGCCUCCGCAAUGGUAAGCCUUGGUUCCGCCGUGCGCCGCCGCGUCUCAUCCGGACGCACCGACACCGACACUGACGGGGACAACGAAAACAACAGAGAACACGAGAACCCAACAAUUAAAAGUAGGUUCUACUCUUUCAUCAAGGCCUUUCUUUGGUUAUCAGUACUUCUUCUUGUGUUUGAGGUUGCUGCGUACUUCAAUGGCUGGCAUUUCGAUGCGGCACAAAUGCGAUUAAAGUAUUUGAUUUCCACGUCUUUGGGGUUUAAGAGUCUCUUUGAUUCGCUGUAUUCUAAGUGGGUUUUGAUUCGUGUGGAGUAUCUUGCUCCUCCUCUUCAAUUGCUCGCCAAUGUAUGUAUUCUGCUCUUCCUUAUCCAGAGUAUUGAUAGACUCGUUCUCUGCUUCGGCUGUUUCUGGAUCCGCUUUAAGAAGAUUAAACCCAUACCCAAACAAGAUGCAGUAGCAGAUCUUGAAUCCGGCGAGAAUGGCUAUUUCCCAAUGGUUCUUGUUCAGAUCCCAAUGUGCAAUGAAAAAGAGGUGUAUCAACAAUCGAUAGCUGCUGUGUGCAAUUUGGACUGGCCGAAGUCGAACAUUUUGAUUCAAGUUCUUGAUGAUUCAGACGAUCCGACUACCCAGUCUCUGAUCAAAGAGGAGGUGCACAAAUGGCAGCAAGAUGGUGCCCACAUUGUGUAUCGGCAUCGCGUGAUAAGAGAUGGGUACAAGGCUGGUAAUCUCAAAUCCGCCAUGAAUUGUAGCUAUGUCAAAGAUUACGAAUUUGUAGCUAUUUUCGACGCUGAUUUCCAGCCGACACCUGAUUUUCUCAAAAGAACUGUCCCCCAUUUUAAGGGUAAUGAAGAGCUUGGACUUGUUCAAGCAAGGUGGUCUUUUGUGAACAAGGAUGAGAACCUGUUGACAAGGUUGCAGAAUGUUAAUUUGGCUUUUCAUUUUGAGGUAGAGCAGCAAGUGAAUGGUGUUUUCUUGAAUUUCUUCGGGUUCAAUGGGACUGCUGGAGUGUGGAGGAUUAAGGCUUUGGAGGAUGCAGGUGGGUGGUUAGAGAGAACCACUGUUGAGGACAUGGACAUUGCUGUCAGAGCUCAUCUUCACGGAUGGAAAUUCGUUUUUCUCAAUGAUGUCGAGUGCCAGUGUGAACUACCAGAGUCUUAUGAAGCUUACAGAAAGCAACAACAUAGAUGGCAUUCUGGACCAAUGCAAUUGUUUAGGCUAUGUUUGCCCGAUAUUAUCCGAGCUAAGAUUAGCUUUUGGAAGAAAUUCAAUAUGAUCUUCCUCUUCUUCCUGCUUAGAAAACUGAUCCUACCAUUUUACUCUUUCACCCUUUUCUGCAUAAUUCUGCCCAUGACAAUGUUCAUACCAGAGGCCGAGCUCCCAGCAUGGGUUGUUUGUUACAUUCCAGCCACCAUGUCAUUCCUCAACAUCCUCCCAGCUCCAAAAUCUUUUCCCUUCAUUGUCCCUUACCUUCUUUUUGAGAACACUAUGUCGGUGACCAAGUUCAAUGCCAUGGUCUCUGGUUUGUUCCAGCUGGGAAGUGCUUAUGAGUGGGUUGUUACUAAGAAAUCAGGCCGCUCCUCCGAAGGCGAUCUUGUUUCCUUGGUUGAAAAGGAAGCAAAACCUCAUAGAAUGGUGUCGGUGCCUGACCUCGGUGAAAUGAAGGAGGAAAUUCUGCAGCAAGAGAAGGCUGCGAGAAAGAAGAAGCACAAUAGGAUAUAUACUAAGGAGCUGGCACUUGCUUUCCUUCUUCUAACAGCUUCAGCUAGGAGUCUGUUGUCGGCUCAGGGUAUCCAUUUUUACUUCUUGUUGUUUCAGGGAGUAUCUUUCCUGCUGGUCGGUCUGGACUUGAUCGGUGAGCAGGUUAGUUAGAAUGAAUAUGAAACGGUAGCCUAUUCGGGAACAUAAGUGAAUGAUUGAGAGUUCAUAGAAACAAGCAGUAAUGGGUGGAUUGCAAGUUUGCAACAUCUGAGAAUAACUAAAAUGUGAAUUGUUGUGGAUACAUCGUUGCGGGUUUGAAGGUGGUUCCUUUCUUGCCUGUUCUUCGCACCCUCCUGAAGACUAUUACAAACCCCACCCAACAUUGGAAGAAAACAUGUUAGAAGGGCAGAAAAAAAGAGACUUCAUUGUCUAAAAGAGAUAAGAGUGGUGAUGCUCUUCAACAUAUGUAAGCUCUUGCUGGUUCUGUUUCUUAUUUUUUUUGAUUCUUUCUCUGUGUCAAUUCUUUUUGUAAGAAAAAUUGUUGUUCAAACCUCAACAGGAGUACGUUUUAGUUAUAGUUUUAAGACAGUACAUAACAUUCAUCUUUUCGCUGCUCU